AUGAAUAGCACUAAUUACUCUUCAAUGUUCAGCGGAUAUAACAAGCUACCAGAUGCUGCCCAUUAUGUUUUUGGAGUACUCUUCACUUUUUUAAAUGUGGCAGCCACUUCUGGAAAUUUACUUGUGCUCUUUGUUUUUAUGAUGAGUUCAAAGCUUCGAAGUGGACACUGCUUUUUGGUUUCUGCCCUUUGUUUUAGCGAUUUGCUGAUGAGCUCAAUUGGUCUAACGAUGCUGACCAUUGCCAGUUUUUCCACAUAUUGGGUCCUAGGAAAAAUGGCCUGUACUUUGUAUGGAACUUUGAUGACUUUUCUGGGCCUUUCACAGAUCACGUUGUUAGCAGUCAUCGCCUACACAAGAUAUCUUGUAGUCGUGCAUAGCAGGAAAAUCGGAACUAUCUCCGCUAAAAUUAUUGCAUUGGCUUGCUUUGCGUAUUCCUUGUGCUUUGCACUUGCUCCCUUAUUUGGGUGGAGUAGUUUUGAACUGGAACCUAUAGGGACGUCAUGCGGACCAAAUUGGGUCGGCAUUGCUCUUGAUGAUAUAAGCUUCAACCUGACCCUGUUUUUCCUUUGUUUUCUAGUGCCUUUAUCCGUUAUACUAUUUUCAUACACAAUGGUUUACAAAAAGAUCAAGAAAAGGAAAAUCCGGAAAAAGUCAGAAGGAUACGAAAUUCACGUGACAACCACCAUCUUAAUUAUGAUAGUGGCAUUUCUUGGUUCCUGGACUCCGUACGCAUGCAUGGCAUUAUACAUCGUCAUAACCAAAAAUAACCGGAUAAAUCUGGUUGUUUCUUCCAUUCCUUUGCUUCUUGCCAAAUGCUCCCCUGUCUGGAAUCCUUACAUAUAUUUCAUGAGGAAUCACAAAUUUAAUCAAGAGUGCCGGAAGUUAUUACCUUUCUUAAGACACCUUGGACUUUGGCGAGUGAAUCCGCGUGAACAAAGCGUUGUCACUCAGCAACAAGUGACCAGUUCUCUACAAAGUUCUACUUAUGUCUGACGGCGGUGGGGAAAAAAGAAUACAGAGGCAACGACAUUGCAAUGGUGCUUGUAUUAUAGUUUUAAAAAAUUAUUGUGCUGUGUCAUUCAAAACAUUUCAUGGUUUGUUUUUCGUACAAAAAGGAAAAACAAAAUGUGUCUUUAAAUACAAGUCACUCUAUGCUAUUACGUUUUCAAAUUAUACUGAGCAAAAUAAGUUUAGCAAUUUAAGAUAUUUAUCAUAAAACAAAGUAGAACAAAAUAGACACAGCGCUUACAGUUAAAUUGUGAUGUGAGCUUGUCAUCACAUAACAAAAUAAGGCAAAAUUUGUGCUGUUUUGUAAGAAAUGUCGUGAAACUGAUCACAGAUACGGGUUUGAAAAGUCAGAUUCAGUUUCAAUAUUGUGUAAGGCCUCCAAUUGCAGCAAUAAUAACAUCACCACUGCGUCUCAUGUUCCUUUGUAUCUCAAGCGUGGUGAUCUGGUUCCACUCCUGCUGCAGGACAAGGGUCAGUUCUGCUACGUUGUUGACGUUAUGUCGCUGCCUUAAACGUCGACCAAGAAUGUCUCAAACGUGUUCAAUGGGUGACAAAUCUGGCGAUCUCGCGGGCCAAUCAAAGAUCUCAACACCAUUCUGAUGAAGGUCAGUUUUUGUGUCGUGCGGGCAUUGCCCAUGCGAGGCGGCACUGUCGAUGACGUUGAGUUAGUGGUACUGCUGUGAGACGUUUUCAAGCUCGAAGAUUUGCAAACCUAGCUGUGUUUUUUUUUUACACUUUGUUCACAUAACCUCAGUUCAGUUACACGGCGUAAUUCGUCUGCAACUUUAAGAGCAGCCAUAAUACGGUUACGUCUCGACCUUGUAACAGUAAAACGAUCUUGCCUAACCGUCGUUUUCCAUGGUCGUUCUUAGCGUCGACAAUUACUAACAUGUCAAGUGGUCCGUGGUCGGUUUAAAAGUCAACAUAUGGUGAACGGAUGCACAAGAAAGUCUUCAGCGACAUUUCUUUGUGAGCAACCGGCGUUAGCAUCUCUAUAGUAGUUCGACAUUCAUUUUUGAAAAGUCCUGGGCGUUUCUCAAUUUGACGCUUUUGCAAUCUUUCACCGGUUUUCUUUUACAAGCGUGCUCGAAAGGCUUUUCAAGUAAAAAAUUCUUCCAGGACCAUGUCCGUUCGAGCGUAUUCUUUUUGUAUUGUUGAAUUGUCAUAACGUUGGACGACGCAGUUUCUGCGCAUCAAGUUGAAAAAAAUGAAGAGUGUCUUUUGUUACCCUUUUCUAUAUUGAUUUUAUGCAGAGACGAAAUAAAAUAAUUUCCAAAAAUAUUUUUAAAAUUAGAAAAACAAUUGGCUUGCUAAACUUAUUUUGCUCAGUAUAUAUAAUUUUUUUAUAUGAAAUGUUCAUUGAAAGAUUAAGCUUUAACCUUAAAUUACAGAAUGUCGAUCCAGACUUUAAAGGGUAAAAUGUAAUAGAUAGAAGGAAAUGUUCAGACUAUAGGAUUAAAGCACUUUCUGUUCUCUGAAAUCUAUAAUUCAUUAUUAUUGAUCAUAUGUCUCUUAUUGCUCGGUGUGAAUUCACAAUCACCGGCAAGUGCUGACAAUAAUGGCUUUAUCUGUUCAUUCAUGUUAUACAAGGCCUCAUAGAUAAAUCAAUUUCAUUCACACCUAGUGUAGCCAUCUUAACAUUGAUAAAAACGUGUUUUACGCAUAGUUUCAUGUGCCAAAGUUAUAACUCUUUUAUUCCUGUGCUUUUGAGUUAUGAAUUUUUCAUUUCAAUGCAAAAGAGAGACAUUCAUGUUGAUAAUGGUUCAAUUUCCUUAUUGAUAUUAGUCCUUACAGUUCACUGGCCUCUAAAAAAAGAUAACUCAAUUGUCACAAGAUAAACGAUUGUAUAUAUCAUUUACAAAAUUAAUAUCUAAAGCUAGGCAACUAUUCCCGGCAAUGAAUGGUGGAAUUGUAUGCAUUUCAUCAAAAGUAUGAUUUCUAAUCAUUAAUUGUCAUAAAUUUUUACAAAAAGUUAAUAAAAGGUUGAUGGACCCUAAAUUUGUUUGACGGGUUUUUAUACGACUAUUGAAGAUACAUGUAUCUUGUAAGGAAAGGGGGACAAUCUGUCUAGCUCUUUCUCCGACUGUAGUUAAUAAUUUCAUAUUUUUCAAAUACAGUACACCGGUAAGUCAAACCUAUGUAAAGCAGAGAGAGAGAGAGAGAUGCGAGCGGGAGAUUAAGAGAUUGAGAGGUGGUGGUGGUGAUGAAGAGCAUUAUCAAGAAGAUAAAGUGCAUGAAAAUCUACAUCUUCAAAAUAUUUGACUUUUCGUUUGUCCUUUCAAGUUAUCUGUGUUGCGAAAAAGAACUAUUUUGUAACGCUAUCUAAUAACGUGUUGUUAUCUUUGUAUUAUAUAUGUUGAUGCUUUA
This is a messenger RNA of Saccostrea cuccullata (small rock oyster), 3375 nucleotides long. RefSeq names its product opsin-VA-like. The record is from RefSeq and is a predicted model, not a curated record. Gene Ontology annotation, molecular function: G protein-coupled photoreceptor activity. Gene Ontology annotation, biological process: G protein-coupled receptor signaling pathway; phototransduction; cellular response to light stimulus. Lineage: Eukaryota; Metazoa; Mollusca; Bivalvia; Ostreida; Ostreidae. Gene Ontology annotation, cellular component: plasma membrane. The transcript has 3 exons. The coding region runs from base 1 to 993 and encodes 330 amino acids.